Molecule: messenger RNA, 5892 nt
Organism: Linepithema humile (Argentine ant)
Lineage: Eukaryota; Metazoa; Arthropoda; Insecta; Hymenoptera; Formicidae
Source: RefSeq, a predicted model, not a curated record
CGGGCGCAACGGCUGCGUUCACGGUAGGCGCCCGCAAACGCUUCGGAAAGAGGCAGCAUCAGGGUGCAGCGCGCGUACUGUGUCGCCCAUUGUUGUCCUCGUCGCGUGUAAUGGCCACCGUGAACAUUCGUUAAUCGCGUCGCGCCACAUUGCGGCCCCGGCCUAGCCCGUGCUACGGAUAUACCGUGAGUCGAGUCCGGCCGCGAAGCACCGCGUCGGCAAUUUUAUGCCGCCGCCGCCACCGCUGCCGUUAAGACGGGACAGAGAGCGAGGGAACGAGCGAGAGUUGAAGCGGGACGGACGGAGAAAGGAGCGACAGAGAGAAAACGACGUACACGACGAGGAGGAGCGGCGGCCGCGCGCUUCGUACCUACAAUCGCCGCCACCGCGCCGCUCUACGCGGCCGACCAUGAUUUGCGCGGGCCAACGCUGCCCGUUGACAAGCGUGUGAUUUCAGAGGUAAUAUUCGCGCGCGUUACGACCGCGUGCUAAAAAAGUGUGCGUCAGCCAACGAGACUAGCCAAGCCAGCCAACCAGGCGGCCAGCGAGGUGGACGAACGCAGCGGGCGACCGAGCGAACGGACGUACGCGCGAACUCGUCGUGAUUUCGGAUGACGCGGUCUGCCGCCGGAAUCCUGUGCCGGAAGGAAGCGUCCGUCGAAGCGUUCGUUGAAAUCGAACGCCAUUGAUUUCUCGCACGGCCGCGAGGGACCACGGCCCGACCGCGCUCUGUAACGGUGAGAGCGUCGCGCGCGCGGCACAACACGAGGGGGAGAGCACGCUCCCCCCGGCCCGUUCUGCUCAUUGCGGAUGCUGGAGUGCACAGCCAGCAGCCCGGACGUCGUAACCCACGUACGCGACAACGUCUCCGAGGAGUCCGCCGCGCGGCAGUUUACAUCGUCAUUGCCGCCGCCGCCGCCGCCGCCGCCGUCAUGGCAACUAGAAGAUCGUCGGUUACCGCACGGCAGCCGGAUCUGUAACCCCGCGGCUUGUCGGACUAUCGCACGGUCAAAGGCAAUACAUCAAUGGCCCUAGAAUCAAAUGGCAACAACGUGGUGUGGUUGAACACAACCCGACCUGAUCAAAUACAGCAGAGUCAAUCGAUUGAGCAGCAGCCAUUGAAGUGUUCUAUGUUUACUCAAACAGAGCAAACUAAUAGUUUCACUCAGACGGAGCAAAGUAAUUCGAGUUACGGAGAUCAAAGACAGCAGCAACAAACAGCAAUGUUUGAUCCACAACAGAUCCAGCAGCAGCAGGCUGCUGCUCAGGGUCAGCAGUCGCAGCAGCAGCAAUCCCAGCAGAUGUAUGUGACUUCGGACAAAAAGGAUGACAAGUCUCAGCAGCAGCAGCAGUCCACUACUGCCGAGUUCCCGCCCUCUUUCUACUACAAUGUCAACAUGCUGCAGAAGGUUCAGACGAACGCGGUGAGCACAAUCAGUGCGAUCACCGACGACAAGGGUUGUUACCGCUUUGAUGUGCAACCUGUUGGUUAUAAUACAUUACUGAAUCAGAUGAGUAUUGCCGCUGCCGCUACCAACUCUACGUACAAGUGCGAUAUCUGUGGACUGGUCUUCGGCCACAUGAGCCUGCUGCAGCAUCACAAGCGGAUUCACAACACAACGCCUAGCAAUCUGCAGCAACAGCCGCAGAUUGUGGUACAAACGCCGACAACAGUGACUGUCGCCACCACGCCGGACAGACCGUAUACUUGUGACGUUUGUGGGGCGUGUUUUGCAUUACCGGGAGAAUUAAAAAGUCACAAAACAAACAUGCAUCAGAAACCUAAGGUGCAACUUUGUGAAGAUUGUGGCAGUGAGGAUCCAUGCGAACAUCAGCCAACUAAAGUUAAAAAGACUAUCAAACCUGGUCAUCAUCCUGUGAAACGGAGGGGUGUUACCAGUGUCACCAAAUGUCACAAAUGCAAUGGCACGGGAAUUAUUUUUAUUGGUAAACACGACGAAAAACUAGAUUCCGGAAUCAGUUCCCUCGCAAAGUGUGGCGGCUGCAAGGCUACAGGCCGCAUCAUCAUAGGAAGUGGCAAGCAAAACAGUCAGAACCAAACGGAAAAGCCGUUUCAUUGUAACGUUUGCGAUGGUACAUUUUCUCGAUAUUCUUCACUUUGGUCCCACAAGAGACUUCAUUCAGGGGACAAACCAUUCAAGUGUGAAGUCUGUGGUUUAGCAUUUGCCAAGGCCGCUUAUUUGAAGAAUCACGGACGAGUUCAUACCGGCGAGAAGCCGUUCAAGUGUAGUGUUUGCGGCAUGCAAUUCUCGCAAAGCCCGCACUUAAAGAAUCAUGAGAGAAUUCAUUCCGGCGAACGGCCCUAUCAGUGCGAAGUUUGCGAAAAGACGUUCGCCAGACACUCGACGCUCUGGAAUCACAGAAGAAUCCACACCGGCGAGAAGCCGUACAGGUGUAACAUUUGUGGUUCCGCCUUCAAUCAAGCCACGCAUCUUAAGAAUCACGCGAAAGUUCAUACUGGUGAAAAGCCACACAGGUGUGAUAUAUGCGAGAUCGGCUUUUCCGAUCGUUUCGCGCUUAAACGUCACCGUGCAAUUCACGAGAAGUACGGUCAGACGUCGCGGAAUCAGAACACGAACAACGCGACUAACGCACAGCAGGCUAACGCUAGUAGUCAGCAGCAACAGCCGCAGCAGCAGCAGCAGCCGCAGCAGACGCAGCAAGGCCAAGUCGUGGUCGUGAACGCAACCACUCCCGUCACCGUCAGCCAAGGGCAAGGCCAAGUGAUGCUCGACGAGGUCUACAAGUGUCAGGUGGCCUUCCCAGAGCCUAAAUGAUUCAGCUAGAGAAUACCUUUCAGAAGCUGUUUUAUUACGCUGCAGAAUCAAGGAAUUUUGAGUACGGUCAAUGACAGAACUGUAUCUAUAUGAAACAUUCAUCUACGAGCAGAUACAAUAAGAGCGUAAAUGUCACCGUGAAAAAAAAAAUGAUAUAUCCAAAUUAACUAGGAGGGCUCUAAUGAUCGCGAAGAAACGUAUAUUUAUCCCGCGGUAAAAAGAAGAAUGUAAAAGACUAAUAAGAAUUUCCCUUCAUGGCGAUUGAUAGCGAUAAUCAUCUCGCGACACAACGUUUUCAAUUAAUAUUUCAUAAAACAUAUUUUUGGGAAAAGAAGCCUCUAUUUUGAGUACGUCUCUAUCUCUAUCGAAACUGUGAUCUGACGGUCAAAUUUACGGCAAGCGCACGGCUUAAUAAGCGUCCUCGACAAAACAUGAGACAAAUACUUCAAAGCUGUUUACGAGCGAGCACUUUAUGUUAACAAAUGCGCGCGUGCGAGCCCCUUUUUCAAGAAUGCUUUUGUAUACUUAUACCUAUGUCAACAAACUUCUAAUUAAGGAACUAAUUGAGAGAAAGAUUGUAGAAAUCGGAUAAUACCAGGUGUAUGAGUGUAAUUACACACUGUUAGUCGCGUCAGUAAUUUGUAAGUAGUUUGUGAAGAAUCGUUGCAGCAAACACAGCGCCGUGUUUCAGUGUUUAUUUAGUUAUUCCGCAAUCGCUGUAUAAUUAGAUAAAAAUGUUUUCUUUUAACGAAAUCAAUUUCAUAUUCUACAAUGCACCUUUUAAUUGGAUAAAUUAAGUAAAAAGGAAAAGAGUAAUUUUUCAACGGCGCAUCUUUCUGCAGCGAUUCCGUGCUCCGAGAUAAUAUUUCAUAGGCAGAGAACUUAGAGCUUCCGCUUGAAUCAAAAUCGUCUGGAAGCGUCUUCCUUAAUCUCACACGAGUGUACUAUGAUUUGCCGGGGCUUCGUUCUCGAUUUCGUUUGUACAUACAUUUGUAAAACAGAACAAAAGACCUGUGCGAAGUCCUGGAGAUAUUUUUUCACCACUUUAUUAAUAUUAUCGAAUAUUCUCGAAUGUAAGAAUCUGCAAGCGAACGGCGAACAAACUCGCAGAAGGACUGUAAUCUUGCGCACUUAAGGGUCGAGGUUUCGGGGUGGUGAUUACGUAAGCCGAAUUAUCCGUCUGAUAACGCAACUUGCAUUCCCAGAAGAAUACCUCGUACGAUCACCGAAAUCCCUUCAAGCAUUCGACCCUUGUCAGCGGGUAAUUUUCAAAGGCCUGAGAAAGCGUCAGUUCGUUUCUUCAUUGCGCAUUACUGUAAUUUUGUAUUCGCGCCAAGUGUAGCGAUAACGCGCGUCCACACGAAUUUUUGUAUGUUUCCAUUGAUUGUAACAAUUUUAUUAUCCUACAUCGGAUUGGUUCGCAAUGAAUGUAAUUAACGACGAUCAUUCGACUCGCUAAUCAUGUACGAAUGAAAGAGGUCAUUACUACGCGCAGAUUAAUUUGUCACGCCUUGCCGAAUUGAUUUACGACGUAACAGCGAUCGUAAUAAUUUUUGAUAAUAAACCACGUUCCUAAUGAAUUAUCUCUUCUUUAUCGUACGACUAAGCGUAACGAUUGCAAGGGCAAUACUCGGAUAUCGAUUGUGAGUACUUGUGGAUAUCGUUACCUGACGCGAGCGACGAAAUGUAAAAUAGGAUUAAAAUGGCCUCUCGUAACGCGUAAAGAAGACUAAAAAAAGAUCCUUCGAAGAAAUUUGCAAUUUUCUAAGAUAAUCUACGACACGUUUAUCUCGCGCGAACUCGACGACGUGUGGGCUUAACGUUUACUCAUCCCGAGGAAACAUUUCGAUUACGAAUUCUGUCUGCUAUUGUAAAAAAAAGAAAGAAAAGAAAACGUCGCGAUAUCUCCGCACGUCCUUGCGAGCGAAGUAAAGUGGAAGGAAUACAAGCUGUUAGUUUCAUUAGGAUGCCAUUAUUAUGACUACCCGUCGGUAUUCUUAUCAUUAGUUUUACAGAUGAAUACUGGACACCGCGGUCUUCUUUUUAACUCGCUUCUAUCUCGUAUCAUUUAAAUUCGACUGCUUUGUAUCAUAUAAGACAAUGAUGUACGAAAGAAUGUAUCUAUAAUGCGUUGCUUUGAUGUAAGUUAAAUCGCCCCUCUCUCUCAUUAUCAUGCUCUAUCUCUAUUUCCACGCCUCUCUUUCUCUCUCUCUCUCUCGAUCUACCGUUUCUCUUUCGUCGACCUAUCAUCUAGAUCUAGCUAGAAUUUUUAUUCGCGAACGUCGACGAGAAGAGCCAUUGUUAAGUUGUUUUUCUUUUUUUUCCUAUUGUUCCGCUUAUUACGCACGCGAGUGCAACCGGAACUUGGUGGACUUUUUGUCAUCCAGAAAAUAAUUGGUUUUACUUAAAAAAAAUUUGAACAAAUUAGUUUAACUCUUCUAAAAUUUUUUGGCGUUUUAUUACUCAUGUGAAAUAAUACAAAUUCAUAUGAGGUAGUAAAAAGAUCAAAAAGAUAUCUAAAAAAAAAAAAAACACCGUUUUUUUAUCUUAUACGUGUUUAAACGUGUUUUAGAUAAAUAGCAAGUCCGAAACGACAAUGAUUAAAAUAAUUUGCUUUAUAUAGGUCAAACUAAUUAAUUUCGGAUGAUAAAGAGUCGGCUGCGAGGUGACCGUCACCGAAAAACUUACUUGUGUAUACACAAUUUUAUAUGUGAGGGGAAAAGAGGAGAAAUCGUAAGAAAAAUGUCACUUUAGAUUAGUCUACUGUCAAUAUAACUAGAAUAAUAAUUUUGAAUGUAACGUGUAUCAUACUUGACUAUUGCCUAGAUAACGAGCAACCGUACCGAUUAAAAAGGAAACUAGCGCACGAUUAUAUCAGACCUUAGGUAAUAAUAAUAAAUAAUGUCCGAUGGACAUUUUCAUUUUUGAAGACUCCUGAGUGAACUUUAUUUUUUCGUCGUGUGUGCGUGCAUGCGUGUGCGUGCGUAUGCGUGCGUGCGUGGGCGUGUAUGAGUCAAGAGAAACAUACAUGUUAUUUUAUACAUUGAUGAUUAUGGAAAGAUAAAACUUUGUAGAUUUCGUAAGGCCACAAUAA